Messenger RNA from Helianthus annuus (common sunflower), 723 nucleotides. RefSeq lists its product as uncharacterized. NCBI's taxonomy places the organism in Eukaryota, Viridiplantae, Streptophyta, Magnoliopsida, Asterales, Asteraceae. Gene Ontology annotation, molecular function: catalytic activity. The transcript has a single exon. The coding region runs from base 1 to 723 and encodes 240 amino acids. The record is from RefSeq and is a predicted model, not a curated record.
AUGCAAAUAUAUAUAUCGAAUCCCCAAGAUGUGCAUAUAUAUGUGGACGCACUUGGUCGAUCAGGGGGAUUGGUAAGUAUUUGGAAUCCAUCUCUAUUUGAAUGUAUUGAAGUGAUUAGAAAUCAAAGAUUUUUGGUUGUGAGGGGGAAGCUAAAACCGACUGGGGAAAUUAUUAAUGUGGUUAAUGUAUAUGCUUACAAUGCACCGGGUGCUAGGAGGGUGUUAUGGGCUGAAUUAACGCAUCUUAGAAGAUCAGUUCAAGGCAUGUGGGUUUUUGGUGGUGAUUUCAAUGAUGUAAGGGAACCGGCUGAACGGUGGAAUUCUGAAUUUGUGGCGUUGAAUGCCGCCUAUUUUAAUGAGUUCAUUGAGGAGGCGGAGCUGGUUGAAUACCAUAUGGGGGGUCGAAAGUUUACCUUUCAUGCUGACAAUGGUAUGCACAAGAGUAAACUUGACCGUUUCUUGGUGUGCACGAGUUUUAGAGAUAAAUGGCCUUCAGCUUCGGUAGUUGCGUUAUCAAAUGUAGUAUCGGAUCACUGUCCUAUUUUAAUGACCACUGUUCCUAUAGAUUUCGGGCCUAUCCCAUGUAGGAUUUUCAACUCUUGGCUCGAGAUUCCGGGUAUUCUAGACUUUAUUGAGCAAGCAAUGGCGUCCUUCAGGUUCGAUGGGCCUGCGGAUUUACACCUAGCAACAAAAUUGAAGUGGAUUAAGGGCAUGUUUGGGUAA